Microstroma glucosiphilum is the source of this 2351-nucleotide messenger RNA. RefSeq lists its product as hypothetical. The transcript is spliced from 3 exons. Bases 372 to 1976 code for a protein of 534 amino acids. NCBI's taxonomy places the organism in Eukaryota, Fungi, Basidiomycota, Exobasidiomycetes, Microstromatales, Microstromataceae. The record is from RefSeq and is a predicted model, not a curated record.
CACACCACCACACCUCGGCUGCUGCCCUGCCUGCCCUUUGCUCCCACAACCACUGGAGCCAUCACAUUACAUUGCAUCCUCGCCAUCCACUCAUUCAGUCUGCACGCUGCUGCGCCUAUCAGCCAAUACCAGCAACAGCUCACAACCCUUCGACUGGUGUCGAUUGGGUUCUUUGAGAGCUGCCCCACCCUGCGUCUCCAGCCCCUAUACCAGCCGAAGCCAUCAGACCCUCUUCGCGCCAACCAAAGACCACAGAGCAAUCUCCACAGAAGGCAGCCAGAGGCGCUAUCAGGUACGGUCUCACCUCAGCCAUCCAGUCAUACCUCACCUCCAGUCCGCCAGCCUUACCCCACCACUCAGUCACACCUGUCAUGGCCUUCUUCAAGUCUCUUCGCAAAGGCAGAAAGUCCAGCUUCUCCUCCGAGGCAGGCCUCAACAAUUCCCCCAAUGGCAAUGCAGGAAAGACCAGCCGAUCUGGGCGAGGCGAUGAUGAUGCAGCGAGCAUGAUGGCAGGUCCCACCAGUGCUACCAGCUCGCCUCAGCAGGCUAGACUGGGCCAGGGCGCAAGCAGAGGGGUCGUUGGUAGCCCGAUCCAGGAAGAUGGGCCCGCUGGCAUCAGCGGUCUGGGCCCGGCCUCUCCUACUCUCAGUCCAGGAGGUGAGAACAAGGGCAGGGGCGGUAGAGGCUUCUUCACUAGGUCCAACAGCAAGCGGGAUACCCUGGUCCUUCCCCAGCGAACACUCUCCUAUGGACAGUCCGCCGCAGGGUCCGCCAGCGACCACGGCACGCCUGCCUCUCCUCCCUUCGAGACUGCCCCCGUAUUGUCACCUUCCUCUAAUGCGAUCGCUGAGGCUACUGCUGAAGCUGCAAACCAACCCCCUGGAGGGGCAAGGCCGUCUGAUCUCUUCGCUGGAAAGGGACUGGCCUGGGGUGAGGUGGACCUCUCGCCCAAUGGGACGACUGUGGCCAAGACUCCCCAGCAGACUGAUGAUCUGUCCAAUUUUCUCAAGGCUCGUCGUCAAUGGGUCCCUACAUUCGUUACCGGUGGAAAGCAGCAAGAAGACAUCAAGCCAGUCUCGAAGCCAGAUGACAUAACGUUCUCCAAUUUGCCUUCGGCUGGCAACGUCAUGAGUCUCAGUGACCUCGAUGCAUCUCACAAGCGCAAGCAGCACCUUCUAGGCAGUGACUUCGAGACGACAGCUCUGAUCGCUGCUUCGGAGAAUCUAGCAACUUCCAUGAGUGGGCUCGGCGUCUCACCCAGCACCAGCCGCUCUGCUUCUUCACCGCCCAUCACGAGCUCGCCAGUAAAGCCUACCCCGAUCGGAACUUCCCUCUUCGCGCCCUCGUCAAGUCAUGGCAGGUCCAGCCCCGCAAGAAAGGCAGUACCGUCGCCCAUCGCCGCCGAAUCUACGCAGAACGUGCCGGCCGCCAACGCUGGUCAACUUUCUUCCUCAGGCAGCUCAGCCAAGCUCGUCACUUCUAACGGCAACAGUCAUGACGCAGUGACCAUGACCAACGGGACCAGCGAAGCAAAUGCAAGCGGUGACGGUCCAAGUGCUCCUGCUGCUGAAGAAGAAACAACCUCAGCAGCGGCGCCGCCCGUAGUGCAGCAAGAAGCCUCCCAUGUCGGGCCUACUGCAACAUCAGUACCUCAGGAUACGAGCAAGGCUGAAGAGAAGCCAGUAUCACAGAUGACCGCUGUGCAAGAGACUGUAGCAUCUCAUGACGGUAAUGCCAGCGCAAGUGAUCAAGCGAAAGUCGAGGCCGACGCUGCGCAGCCAGAAGUCCCUGGAGUGCCCGAGCCACUUUCUCAAGCAGAGGUGGCCUCCAGUGACGGAGCUAGUGGAGCGGCUGCUCCUGCCUUGACCUUCACUGGCGGCUAUGGUUCGAGUUCAGCAGAGCAUAGCAGCAAGCCUGAUGGGCCGCACGAGGAGGCUGCCUCAACCUCAGAAGUUGCUGCUGCCCCCAUGAGUUGAGAGUAUAUAGCAAGGAUUGAAAGAGUCAAGUUGGAGACGGACAUUUAGUAUUGCGGCGAUUCUUUCUUCCUGACUGUCACGACAUAGCCGACCAUCGUCACUAUCGAAGAUGGCCAUCAAAAGCCGAGGGUUGAGAGGUGCCCGGAGAGAAAGAGAGCAGAAAGAGAUGUUUCUUUAAUCAGUCUAAAUCUUCUUUCACUCUUCACUCAUAGAGACUCCAAAUACCCCGUCUCCUUGCCGCCUGAUUGUGGUGGAAGUGCUCGUCUGUGCCCCGAUUCUUGCCGCUGGCCUGGCAAGAAGAAGACGGCGUCAUUUACAAAGGCUCUCCUUUCCGCGAUAAGCGCUCAGCGACCAAUGCUCUCCUCCGACCCUGCC